UGGCCGUGCAUGUGUUCUGCGCACAGAGGUGUGGAGCGGGUACUUCCCCUGACCGUGUGGGUGUGGUCACGCGCGCGUGUUCUGUGCACAGAGGUGGAGCGGGUCUCUGGGUGGGUUGUGGGAGGGAGUUUCCUAGGCCUGAGGGAAGGUCUAUGUCAUGAUCUCUACAGUGGUCAGUAUAGCUUGCAGAUGAAGCUUAGGACGUACUUUUAAAAGGGAACUAAUAUUUCUGUUUCCACUUGUUGCUGUAGGUGGAUAAUAAGGGCCGGAAUUUCCUUCAUGUGGCAGUUCAGAACUCUGAUAUUGAAAGCGUGCUGUUCCUCAUCAGUGUCCACGCUAAUGUGAAUUCAAGAGUCCAGGAUGCUUCCAAAUUGACUCCCUUGCAUCUUGCUGUCCAAGCAGGCUCAGAAAUUAUUGUCCGCAAUUUGCUUCUUGCAGGAGCCAAAGUGAAUGAAUUAACCAAGCAUCGCCAGACUGCCCUCCAUCUCGCUGCCCAGCAGGACCUGCCUACCAUCUGCUCAGUCCUCCUAGAGAAUGGAGUGGACUUUGCUGCGGUGGAUGAGAAUGGAAACAAUGCUCUUCAUCUUGCUGUCAUGCACGGCCGGCUCAACAACAUCCGGGUUCUCCUGACAGAGUGCACAGUGGACGCUGAAGCCUUUAACCUCAGAGGCCAGUCGCCGCUGCACGUUUUGGGACAGUACGGCAAGGAGAACGCAGCAGCCGUCUUCGAGCUCUUCCUGGAAUGCAUGCCGGAAUACCCUCUAGAUAAGCCGGACGCGGAGGGCAGCACGGGUACGGAGCGAGGGCUUGCGUGUCCUGCCUCACUUGCAUGCCUUACUGCCUGGAAAAACCAGAGCCCAGGCACCUGUCACGGCCUCAGGGCGUUCAGCGGGCAGGGCAUUUCUGUGGGGCCUGUGCUGCAGAGCCCUGCUGUGGCAUUGGAGCGGCGGCUGGUCUGGAGUGCAUCCAGUGCUGAAACCAUGUGCACCCUCUCCAGACAGCCCUGCCGACCUGCCUUCAUUUCCCUUGUUUGCCUUUUGUCCAGUCAAAUAGCGCCCUACCCGAGCUCCCAAAUUCUAGCAAAGGCACCUCACAGAAUCUUCGGAAGGAAGACAUGUACUACGGUAUGUGUUGACAUGCUUGAGAAAGUGGCAGGUUGCACCUAGAUCCACAGGAACCGCCUUAGGGAGAGGGCCGCAGGCCUCUCGGCUUGCUCUGGGCGCCCGCGGUCACUGUGUCCAUCCGCGUGGCUCUCCUGGCUUUUCUGACAUACUCUUUCAUACAUGUUCUGGCUCCGUGCUCUUGACAGCCCCACAAGGAAAGCCGGGCACGUAGUUCUAUCCCCAUUUUUCAGGUAGGGAAAAGUAACCCAGUAAAACAAAACCAGCUCUCUGAUCCCAGAGCCCCCUGCGCGGCUGUGCGGCUGCUGCAUUCCCUGCACUCACCCUGUUCUGGAGAGAGCGCCUCCGUGGUCGUGGCAGGAAUGGAGUCACCGUGGGUUGUCCGAACCUUAAUGCGGGACCACAUGUUAUCAGCACUUUAUCUUCGUCUUGAGAGGAGUUCCUGGCCUUGCUAAGUGAACAUUGUUUUUUAAGCUGGCACUGGUGGGUCUGAGCUUCAGAGCAGUCAGCCCUGGGAGUGAGCUGCUCAACCCAGCACCUACUCAGUGGGCACCUUGCCCAGGAGCACGCCAGCAGGCUGGCAGGGAGGGUUCAUGUCUAGGCCUCCUGGGGCAGGUCACGGGCUGGAGGGGAGGGUCGUGUCUAGGCC
Messenger RNA from Sapajus apella (tufted capuchin), 1770 nucleotides. RefSeq lists its product as uncharacterized. Lineage: Eukaryota; Metazoa; Chordata; Mammalia; Primates; Cebidae. The record is from RefSeq and is a predicted model, not a curated record. The transcript has 4 exons. Bases 594 to 1166 code for a protein of 190 amino acids.